Leptinotarsa decemlineata (Colorado potato beetle) is the source of this 2856-nucleotide messenger RNA. Its product is annotated as ubiquitin-protein ligase E3C. Gene Ontology annotation, molecular function: ubiquitin protein ligase activity. Gene Ontology annotation, biological process: ubiquitin-dependent protein catabolic process; protein polyubiquitination. Lineage: Eukaryota; Metazoa; Arthropoda; Insecta; Coleoptera; Chrysomelidae. The record is from RefSeq and is a predicted model, not a curated record.
CUGUCAAAAUCAGCUGUAAAUAUUUAUUCCCAAACAUUUCUAUUUUGUGAUGGGACUAAUAGUAUUUACUCAUCAGUCGAAGAUUAUUCAAGGUAUCAAUAUACACACGUGUUGCACUCAUUUCGAGAAUAAUCCAUGAAGAAUAAUAAAAAUCUUGUAGGAAGAUUGCAUUAAAAUUAUUCAAGAAUUAACAGUAGUCAUACCCCCAUUGGGAUAGAUAAUGACAUAUAUAUUAUAAAUAAACUUCAAUAACAUUCAUUUCCUGUGGACAUAUCAAAAUCAAAUAUCUAGUUUUUUGUAAAAAUGGCUUUCAAAAUGAGCUAUUCCUUUGAAGGAAACUCUAAAAGUAGACCAGAGCAGAAUUUGUCAGGAUCAAGUAAAAAAUUGAGUAAGGAAUCACUUUUGCAGAAAACCCAUGAAGAGAGAAGAAAAAGACAAGAACAAAGGUUGAAGCUACAAAGCACGCAAAUCCUUCAGUCUCAUAUUCGAAGCUGGAUUGUGAGAAAACACAAAAAAGAUGAAGAAAGGCAGCUCUUUACCCAAUUGGAAAAUACUGCAUCGAAUCGAGUAUUACUUUCCAAGCUGUUGUUCUUUUACGAUGCCAAAACGGACAAAGAUAAAUUGUUUCGAUUAGCCAGUGUCAUAUGCAACUGUCAUACAGAAUUAUUAGGAUAUAUAAAUGGUGAUGCCUCCUUUUCUUGGUUGAUUAAAAGAUAUCUUGUUCUUUGCCUCAAAACAUUGAACGAACAUGAAGAUAAUGCAGUGUUGAUGAAGUCUUUAUACAUUUUCACCACUAAUGCUUGUACAUUCGAGUAUCUGAUAAGAAAAGGGUAUUAUACAUUUCUAAGGAAACAAUUGGAUACUGAACAUCAGUGUUUAGAAGAAAUUAUUAUUCUUAUACAAAAACCAUUCAGAUACCUUGGUGAGUCAGACGCUUUGAACGACUUAUGCCUGUCAGGGUUUACUUCAAAUUUUUUGAACAGCACGCUAUCUCACAAUGUCAAAAAUGUUCUGAUUCCUCAUCUGAAGAACAACAGCAAAGAUUUACCAUUCGACCAAUUGCUGAAACAUUUGAAUAGUGGUUUUCAUUUUGACAAGAGUCCCAGCUUAUUUUACAGUAUUUUAGCAUUGGAGCCAGAUGAUUAUGAACCAAAUUGUGAUAGUGUUCAAGUUCUCUCAAAACUCAGUCGUAACAUUCAUCAAUUGAGACCGUCAUCUGAUUUAACGAAAGAAGAUAGCGACGAUGAAGAAGAAGAAGAAGAGCUAGUAACUGAGCAGCGAUUGUUGCUUUCCGACUACUUACUCAACUUGAACAGAUAUGGGAGGGUGAAGAAAUUGUUAACCUUUUUUGAACAGCACUGUAAUGAUGAAGAGGUUCCGAUGGCAUUCACAGUGUUAUGUCAUAAUUUGUUGUUGGUCUAUAAGGAUUCAAUGAAGAAGUAUCUUUGCAACAAGAAUUCGGAUACAAGUGAAACUUUCUCAAAAAAAGACCUGUAUUCGAUGUCAGUAUUGCUCAAGAACGUAGCGCGGGAGCUCAUUAAAAUAACUUUUCCUAUGUCUCGAUCGUGUGCUGUUCAGUCUACUCCAGAAGUUGUCCAUUUGUAUAAGGCGUGUUUCAAUUCUGUGAGAGUUUUAUAUAUGUUGGACUUGAGGAAGCAGUUUUGUCCAGCAGGAUUCUGGACCUCUGAAAAAAUUCAUAUACCUGCAGAUUUGUCUAGGAAAAACUAUUUUUCGAGUACACUUCAUUCAUUCCAUGGAUCUACAGACGGAAGAGAAGAUGAAGAACAACUGCCUCCUCUUUCGACCAUAGAACAACGUUCCUUGGCCAUUCUCGAAGAGCUGCCUUUCCUGAUAAACUUCAACACGAGAGUAUUAUUCUUGCGUGAUUUAUGCAGAAACAGCUUAGGCCCCUACGAUUACUACAGACAUCAUAGUGAGUUGCUCCACGACAACGUCAUAGUCAUUCGUAGAACACACAUUUACGAGGAUGCUUUCGAAAAAAUUUCAAAUAAAAGUGAAUUGGACUUGAAACACAAAGUACGGAUACAGUUCAUCAACAGCGUGGGUUUGGAGGAAGCAGGUAUCGAUGGUGGUGGAAUUUUCAAAGAGUUCAUAAACGAGGUCCUGAAGACGGCUUUCGAUCCGAACAGGGGAUUUUUCUUGUUGACUGCUGAUAACACAUUGUAUCCGAACCCUAAUGUUCACCUCAUAGUCAACAAUUUCACCGAUCACUACUACUUUAUUGGCAGGCUUGUAGGGAAAGCUAUUUUCGAAAACAUUCUGGUCGAUCUGCCGUUGGCGGAAUUUUUUUUGGCCAAGUUGCUAGUGGACCGAGCUCCCGCCCACUAUUUAAAGUCGCUGGAUCCGGUUUUGUACAGAAAUUUACUAUAUAUGCGGGACUUCAACGGAGAUAUCACCGAUUUGGGACUCGAUUUCACUACAGUUAAUAACGACUUGGGAGAAACCAGAAUCAUGGAGUUGAAACCCAAUGGAGCAGACAUUCCUGUGACGAAUGAGAAUCGGUUGGAGUACAUCCAAAGGCUGGCCGAUCUCAAAUUGAAUAGACAAUUGAAAAAACAAUGCACGGCUUUUCGAAACGGGCUCAACAGCGUCGUUCCUUUGCCGUGGUUGAAACUAUUCAGCCACAAGGAGUUACAAGUUAUUAUAGGCGGGGAUACCCAAGAAAUUGAUCUCAGCGAUUUGUUUGCACACACCGUAUACGGAGGUGAAUUCGGACCGGACCACCCCACUAUAGUACUGUUUUGGAAGAUUUUGCAUAAAUUUACUGCUGUUCAGAAAAAACAGUUACUGAAAUUUGUGACAAGCUGCUCAAGACCACCGUUAUUGGGAUUCAAG